Messenger RNA from Rhopalosiphum padi (bird cherry-oat aphid), 4801 nucleotides. RefSeq names its product inositol polyphosphate 5-phosphatase OCRL (gene Ocrl). Gene Ontology annotation, molecular function: inositol phosphate phosphatase activity; phosphatidylinositol-4,5-bisphosphate 5-phosphatase activity. The coding region runs from base 519 to 3113 and encodes 864 amino acids. The record is from RefSeq and is a predicted model, not a curated record. Lineage: Eukaryota; Metazoa; Arthropoda; Insecta; Hemiptera; Aphididae. Gene Ontology annotation, cellular component: membrane. Gene Ontology annotation, biological process: phosphatidylinositol dephosphorylation; signal transduction. The transcript is spliced from 18 exons.
UAAGCCACGGCUUAAAAUAUUAAAUAAAUAUUAUGUAUUAAUAUUUUUAAUAUUUUAAACUGAUUAAGCGUAUCAAACAUUACUUAUCUAUGGUAUCAAUGUUCAAAGUUUUAUAUAUUUUAUAAUAAGUAAUAACUUAAUACUUUACUUACUAAUACUCUAAUGAUUCAACUUUAGAUUUUACACGACACAGAGAAUUGUGACUUGUGAACAUGCCUAUGUAGUCAUCGAUUUCACUAUUUGGUCAACCAUUGUGACUUUAAUUUAAAUACUCUAUGUAAUACGCAUUAUGUUAUCAUGAUUCCUAUCUCUGAAGUAAAACAAUAAUAAUAAUGUAUUCAUAAUAAUAUGUUUCAUUCAAAUUAAUGGAUACACCAAUACAAGAGGUGUAAGCAAUUUCUUUAAAAAUAUUCUAAUUUGCUCUUGGAGCAUUUAAAUUCUCUGCAGUGGCUAUUUUAACGGACAGUCAAGUACGGGUUAAGCUGUUUUUAUAUCUGUGGAUCAUAUUUUAUUCUGCGAUGGAGCUAGCUGCAAUUAUGAAGGAUAAAUUGAAUGCUGGUGACAAUGUUGUGGCGCUUCACGAAGGUGUAUUGUUGCAAGGGUGGUCACCUAAGGCUCACCGAUUAUUAGCCUUGGUUGAGCGUAAUUCAUCAUUUGGUUUAUUUGUAUUUACAACAUCUCGAAAUCCACCACAAGCCUUUACAGACCUCACAAUCAACUUUGUUGUGCCCAUUGAUAAUGAUUUCAAAUGUGAUAUAGAUUCAUUGUCAGCAGAAUCAAACUCUGAUAUUUAUAUUAACUUAUCAGCACGAAAUUUUAAAUUAUUUAUGGGAAUGGAUUCUGGUCAAGAAACUAAUCAUUUUUUUAAUGAAUUAUCUAGAUCGAUGGACCUUUAUUUAAAAAAUCAUCAGAAAUUGGAUUUUCAAUGGUUGAAAAAGUAUAACACAAAUGAUCUUGACUUGGAAUUAGGUUUGAUGAUGAAUAUCAAUGGUGAUAAUACAACUAAUAGUAUAAUAACAGCUAAUAUGGCUGUAUCUGAAAAUGAUAUGUCAUUCCCUACUGGAACACAUACACUUAGUUCUCGAGAAAGUGUUAUACAGCGUCAAAUGAUUUUGAGUGAAGAACAAUAUACUAAUGCACAAAAUUUCAGUAUUUAUGUUGGUACUUGGAAUGUCAAUGGCCAACCAACCUUGUCUUCACUAAAUGAUUGGCUAAUUUGUGAUUCCGAACCCCCUGACAUUUAUGCUAUUGGAUUUCAAGAACUUGAUCUUAGUAAAGAAGCAUUUCUUUUUAAUGAUUCUCCGCGAGAAGAAGAAUGGUUACAAGCUGUAACAAAAAGUCUUAAUUCCAAAGGAAAUUAUAGAAAAGUAUCAUUAGUUCGAUUGGUGGGAAUGAUGCUUAUAGUGUUUGUUAAAAAUAAACAUAUGGAUCAUGUGAAAAAUGUUGCUACUGACACUGUUGGUACUGGAAUCAUGGGAAAAUUGGGAAAUAAAGGUGGAGUUGCCGUUCGCAUGGAUUUCCAUAACACAUCUUUAUGCUUUGUUAAUACACAUUUAGCAGCCCAUGUUGAAGAAUAUGAAAGACGUAAUCAAGAUUAUCAAAAUAUAUGUUCAAGAAUGGUAUUUUCAAAUUUUACACCUCCAAAAACUGUAAAGGAUCAUAAUCAAGUAUAUUGGUUUGGUGACCUCAAUUAUAGGAUAACUGAAAUGGAUGCAAUAUCUGUAAAAGAUUUGGUACACAAAAAUAAUUUUAAAGUUGUAUUGGAAGCAGAUCAAUUAAAGCAACAACAUAGGGCUGGAAAUGUUUUUAAAGGUUAUAAGGAAGGUUCAAUUAAUUUCCUUCCUACCUAUAAAUAUGAUCCGGGUACCAAUGACUGGGAUAGCAGUGAGAAGAAUCGUGCUCCUGCAUGGUGUGACCGAAUAUUGUGGCGAGGUAAUUCAAUUAAACAACUUGCAUACAGAAGUCAUCCUAAUUUCUUGAUCAGUGAUCAUAAACCAGUCAGCGCAUUAUUUGAAUCUGAAGUAAAAGUUGUUGAUUUAACCAAGUACAGAAAAAUUCAUGAACAUAUAAUGAAAAAAUUAGACAAAGCAGAAAAUGAAUACUUACCUCAAGUUAUGGUUGAUAACACUGAAAUUAUUUUCCACAAUGUAAAGUUUAUGGAACCUCAAUUAAAAGAACUCACAGUUGCUAAUACUGGUCAAGUUCCUGUACAAUUUGAAUUUAUUAAAAAAUUAGAUGAUUCUACAUAUUGUAAAGAAUGGUUGCGAAUUGAGCCUUUCAUGAGUUUUAUUGAUCCUGGUGAAAAAUGUGAUAUUACUUUAGAAGUUAUGAUAGAUAAAAAAUCAGCAUACAAAAUGAUUAGUGGCCAAGACAAAUUGUAUGAUAUUUUAGUAUUACAUUUAGAUGGCGGAAAAGAUAUCUUUAUUACUGUUACAGGUAACUAUGAACGAAGUUGUUUUGGUUGUUCAUUAGAAACACUUUGUUAUUUGAAGGUUCCUAUUAAAAAUAUACCAUUUGGAAAACUUAUGGAACUUGAAAACAAUAAAAGCAACUUAACUUCAGAUCCUUACCCAGUACCUAAAGAAGUAUGGUAUCUUGUGGAUCAUUUAUACAGACAUGGUCUUAAACAAGAACAUUUAUUUGAACAAUCUGGUCUCAGAUCUGAAUUUGUUCAGAUACGAAAUUGGUUAGAUAAUGGAACACCGGAUGCUUUACCGGGUAGUGUACAUUCUGUAGCUGAAGCUCUAUUAAUACUAUUAGACAGUACAUCAGAGCCCAUAAUACCAUACAAUUUGCAUGCAACUUGUUUAUCUGCAGUGUCUUAUUACAGUCAAUGUAAACAAAUUAUUUCUCAAUUACCAGAGCGAAGUAAAAAUGUAUUUUUAUACCUUUGUGCAUUUCUUCAAGAACUAUUGAAUCAUGUCAAUGAUAACAAAUUAGACGUUAAAACUAUUGCUUCUGUUUUUGGUGAAAUAUUUAUUCGAGAUCCUCCCAGAUCUCGUUUAGAUAAAUCUAGCCAUACUAGAACUUCUAUGUCAAGGAAGAAGACCAAUUUUGUAUACCAUUUUCUAGUCAACGAUCAAAGUGAUUUAAUAAUCGGUACAUCUUUUUAGAUGUUCAAUAAUAUGAUUAUGUCCUGGUGUUUUUAAUGGAGCAUUUUAAUUUUACAUUUUUAUCAUCACAAAUUGCUUUUAAUUUAAAUAAUUUUGUAAUUUAUUGACAUUUUAAAAUUAAAUUAAGCUUAAAAUUAUUAUGAUCUUAAAAACAAAUACUCGAUAUAGAAGUAUGUAUAGUAUAAACUAUAAAUUAUUUACUAAACAAAAUAACUAAUAUUUUAAUGACUUUUAAAAAGUUAAAAUGUAUUUUUAUUAUUGUCAUCCAUAUAUUACGAAUGUUGGUUUAUUUAUUUAGGUAAAAUCAAACUCUUCAACUCACUUAAACCUUAUCAUUAUUAUUUAUUUUUUAACCAAUUAAUGUUUCCAAAUAGUGAAAAUUAUAAAUUAAUUUUAAUCAUCGUCUUAAAUAAUAUAAUUUUAACAAUAAAACAUGUCUAACAUUCAGGGCCAGCAUAAGUUAGGGUGAUCUAGGUGAAUUAUAGGGAGGGGAUAUUAUUUAAAGAAUGAUAUUAAUUUAAUUUAUCAUUAAUCUAUCAUAUUAUGUUGUCUAUUGAAGAUUAUUUAGUCCAUAUGGCCACAUAAUCGAUUAUUAAUAAGCCAUCAAACAAUUUUUUCAGCUAGAAAAGUUAGGUUUUAAUAUAUUUUAUAUUAAUUAUAAAUAGAAUAAGGAGCAAAAUAUCUUAUAAUAUUAUAUAAAUAAUGCAAAUUUGUACAAGACACUUAUUCUUAUGUAUUCAAUUAAAAUUUAGAUUUCAGUAAUUAAUUACUUCCAUGAUCUUGGAAUAAAGUUAUAUUAUAAAGUCCUUAUGCUUUUAAAUACUUUAUUUCUAUUAAUUUUACAAAAGAACCUGUAAACUGAAAAAACUGAUUUUCACAUUAACUUGUUGGUGGUGUCAGUGAGGGGUAGCAAGACAUGGUUUUGUUAAGGGUGCCAAUAUUUGUAACACUAGCCCUGAUAACAUUCCCAUUUUAAAAUAUUUUUACAUUAUCACUUAUUACGUGCAAUAUUAAACAGGUUUAUAUUUACUAUAUAUUAAUGGAUAUAUUUAAAUGUGUUCUCAUUAUAUUUAUUUAUUUAUUCAUAUUAUUUAUUAUUAUAUGUAUAAAGUAGCAGGGUUUUUCACACAUUUGUGGUACAAUCUACUCCACUUUAAAUGCUUGUAAAUUAAAAAUAAAUAUUCAUUUAAUAUUUAUAAAUCAAAAUUUUUUUUAAAAUAUAGGUUAUUACUAAAAAAAAACAAGUAAAAAUUUAAAAAAAAAUCAGUUAAUAAGACUAUACUAAUACAUAUAAAUUCUUCAAAUAAUAUAAAAUCAUUUUAUUUUUAACUCACUUAAAUUGACUGACAAAAUGUAUGUGGCUAAACAGACUACUAUAAUAUGUGCUUUUGAUGCAAUAUUUUAAUAAAAAAAAAAGACUAUAAACUUGUUUGACAUUGCUUUUAUAUGUACAUUGUAUACCAAAAAACCAAUUAUGCCGUUUUUAACCAUUUUAAAUUAGGUAUUGUUUUUUUUUGCUUACCUAUAUUAUUUAUGUACUUAAUGUAAAAAUUUAUUUUUUUUUAGUUUUUAGUUUUUCUCUGUGAUAAUUAUAUGUCGUACCUAUCUGUUUAAUUUAUUUUAGAUGAUUUUUGUUUAUAAAUAAAAAUAUAUCUAUUUAUUUAUUAAAUAUAAUCACGUUUAUUUCA